This is a messenger RNA of Lathyrus oleraceus (garden pea), 534 nucleotides long. RefSeq lists its product as uncharacterized. The record is from RefSeq and is a predicted model, not a curated record. The coding region runs from base 1 to 534 and encodes 177 amino acids. The transcript has a single exon. Lineage: Eukaryota; Viridiplantae; Streptophyta; Magnoliopsida; Fabales; Fabaceae.
AUGGAGCAUUGCAAUGCUGCCAUUUCUCCAGUUGAACAAAGGUUGCAAUUGUUUAAGAAUGAGGAUAAGCAAGAUGUUGAUCCAACUCAAUAUAGGAGGUUGAUAGGAUCCUUGUGCUACUUGUGCAAUACGCGACCAUACUUGGCGUUUAGUGUUAGUAUUGUGAAUAGAUUGAUGGGGAGACCAAAGUUGUCUCACUUGGCAGCAGUAAAGAGGAUCCUACACUAUGUCAAAGGUUUUGUAGGCUGUAAAAUUCUCUUUCCUGAAGCGGAUAUAGGAAAAAAAUGCAAUUUGCUUGAUUUUACAGAUUCUAAUUGGUGCAGAGAUAAAGAUAAUCGGAAGUCUACAGCUGGAUACAUCUUUAUGUUCGAUGCGACACCUACCUCAUGGUGUUCGAAGAAGGAACCGGUAGUUGCACUCUCAUAUUGUGAGAUCGAGUACAUUUUCACUUCUUUAUGUGCGUGCCAAAUCGUGUGGUUAUGGAUCUAUUGGAGGAGAUGGGCAGCAGUGAGGGUGAGGCUAUCACACUCUUAG